This is a messenger RNA of Saprolegnia parasitica CBS 223.65, 843 nucleotides long. RefSeq lists its product as hypothetical. The transcript has 8 exons. Gene Ontology annotation, biological process: protein phosphorylation. The record is from RefSeq and is a predicted model, not a curated record. Gene Ontology annotation, molecular function: protein serine/threonine kinase activity. The coding region runs from base 1 to 843 and encodes 280 amino acids. Lineage: Eukaryota; Oomycota; Saprolegniomycetes; Saprolegniales; Saprolegniaceae.
AUGCUGCGUGGACGGUUGCGGCAACUGGCUCGGGCAGCGCCAGCCGACGCGCCGCUGGACAUGGAGGCCAUGGACACGACAGAAGACGACGCGCUCGAUGCGAUUGCCGGCGACGUGAUGGACGACACCUUGGCAGCGAUUCACAUGCUGCUCGGCCGGUACCACCGGGCGUACGCGACCUUUCCGUUGCCGUCGCUCGUUCUCGCCCAUCACAUCUACAGUGUUGUGCCCAACCGAACGCUUGUCGACCGACGCGUCCAUGAGCUGCGCAUGGACGGCACGCUGCUCAUGCUGCACGUCAAUCUACCAGGUCCCAACGUGCACGCGCUUCUCUUGACGCACGACUACACUGCUUUCCUCCUCGACCAGUCGAGAGGCAGCCGCGGCGCCCGCAUGUUUGCCAAGAUCCUACCGCGACUCUCGAUGCACUCGACGCUCGCCAAGAGUACGCUCUACGCGGAGAUGCGCGCACAGUUCACGCGGCGAGGGCGACCGCCGCCACCAGACGCGGCGCUCAAUAAGGACAUUGCGCACCUCGUGCACCUCGGCUUUCUUGUGGCCACGGUCGAGAUGGCCGUCGAUCGUUAUUACUUCUCGCUCCCGCGCCUCGGAGCGCUCAUCUCGGCGCUGCAUGUCGGCCGGCGCACGGUCCGCAUGCUUCUACAGCGGGCGCCGUACCGAGAAAUGACCGAGCACGACGUCCUCAAGCGCAAGGUCAAGUCGUCGCCCUUUGGCAUGAGCUACCACGUUCUCGAGAUGGCGCACGCAGGCCUCGUCGCCCGCGUUCCGACGGCGACGUCGUUUCUGCUCAAGUACACGGACCCGGCGGACGGACAAGCAUGA